AUGAGCGAAGAAAUACUGAACGCGACCAUCGAUGGAGUCCCCAACGCCAGGCUGCACAUACAGAACAUCCCCCCGCACCUCACGGAGGCCCACCUGAGAAACCUGUUCGGAAACGCAGGCUAUACCAUAACAGACGUGUGCUACUUUAAUAAAAACAAAAAGCAGUCCAACAAUAGUUUUGUAAACAAGAAGAUUUACAACACCGCGCUGAUUACCUUUGGCACACAUGAGGAGGCCCUGAGUGUCUUGAGGAAUAUAAAGAGCCUGGUGGAUACGAGUAACCAGGAGAAGAGCAUCGAGGCUAAGUUUGCCGUGCCCAAUGUGAAUAGCAAUUCGGGUGCCAAGAAUAAUAGUGGCGGCCAUGGCGGUGGGGGCAGCGGCGGGGGCAGCGGCGGAGGUAGUGGAGGCGGCCCACUUGGCAACAACAACUUCCAAAACAGCUUUAACAACAACGACGAUUUUGGCAGCGGCGGAAUGAACAGCUACAACUAUUUUAACAACGCGGGAAAUGCGCAGGGGAAUUUGGCCACCAGGAAUAUGAUGAAGGGGAAGAACCCCAAUAAUGGAAUGAUGAUGAUGAUGAUGAUGAACAGUGUAAACAAUACGAGUGGCAUAAACGGAGCGGUGAACCCGAACAACCUGCAUAUGAAUGGCGCCAUGUUUAAUCAGAAGAAUAACUUCAUGAUGGGCAGCCCGAACUUGGGCAACGGGAAGGGCGUGCCCGAGAUGGUGAAGGCCGAAGGGGAGUUCUCCCCCGGGGGCGGCGCCGGCAUGGGCAACAUGCACAGCGUUGGCGGGGUUAGCGGCGUUGUCGGAGUUAGCGGCGUUGGCGGGGUUAGCGGCGUUGGAGGGGUUAGCGGCGUUGGCGGGGUUAGCGGCGUUGGAGGGGUUAGCGGCGUUGGCGGGGUGAGCGGCGUUGGAGGGGUUAGCGGCGUUGGAGGGGUUAGCGGCGUUGGAGGGGUUAGCGCCAUGAACGGGCUGCAGGGCACACACGGAGAGGGCGGCGGAGGCAGCCCAGGCAUGUUCAGGCAAAUGCAAAGCAACAACAACGGAAGCGGCUUCCAGUCGAGCGACCUCGCAAUGGAGGAGUGCAACGAAAAUAUCGAGGGGCUAAGUCUAUGGGAAAUAUACAAAGAUAAAAACAACAACACUUUUUAUUUUAAUAACUUGACCAAGCAUAGCCAGUGGAACAAACCCAUUCACCCAAAUAAGUUAUUUCAUUUUAAUAACAACGAAAAAACAAAGUUGAAUGGUCCCAAUGGAAGUAACUUAUUCAUUUUCCACAUACCAAGUGAAUGGACUGACCUAGACUUGUUUCAGCACUUCUGUUGCUUCGGAAAUAUAAUUUCUUCUAAAAUCCAGAGGGACAACACGGGGAGGAACUCUGGGUUUGGCUUCGUGAGCUACGACAACAUCUUGAGUGCGCAGCACGCCAUUCAGUUUAUGAACGGCUACUUUGUGAACAACAAGUAUUUGAAGGUGCAGCUGAAGAAGGGCGAGGCGGCGGAGAAGGCCUAG
Molecule: messenger RNA, 1518 nt
Organism: Plasmodium vivax (malaria parasite P. vivax)
Lineage: Eukaryota; Apicomplexa; Aconoidasida; Haemosporida; Plasmodiidae
Product: clustered-asparagine-rich protein, putative
Exons: 1
Coding region: 1-1518 (505 amino acids)
Cellular component (GO): nucleus; ribonucleoprotein complex; cytoplasm
Molecular function (GO): protein binding; mRNA binding
Source: RefSeq, a predicted model, not a curated record